Molecule: messenger RNA, 1968 nt
Organism: Amoebophrya sp. A25
Lineage: Eukaryota; Dinophyceae; Syndiniales; Amoebophryaceae
Source: the annotation of a GenBank genome assembly
GGGGUGAACAUACCUACCUGCGAGCGGUGCGGCAGACAGUUCACUUCGCGCAACCGGUUGCUUCAGCAUUUAGGAAGGUGCACUGCCGAGGUCGGCCCGUCACACGCACGGCGGGGAAGGCGAGUGGAGAUAUCACUCGACGCUUCUGCAAUGCCGCCCGACACGAGUCUAGGCGUCGCUAGUCUACCUGCUGCCCCGCCAGUCCCUGUUCGCUCAAUUCUGCGGCAAACCUCCGCAUACUCUGGCGCAGGCGACGAAAGUCCCGCUGCGAGUACGGCAGCGCAACAGGCUGACGGCAGCAGCGUGUCUGAAGGCUCUAGCGCAUCAUCCGCGAUGGAUCAGCACCUUGACAGCCUACGACAGGGCAUAGCAGACAACCAGAAUGCAACCGCUGGCGUUUCCUCUUCUGCUGCGCAGCCUCAUACGAGUACGCAACAGCGCGCAGCAUAUGUCCCGCGGCAACAGCGUCGCGAACAGCGAGAAGCACGCGGUGACCUCAGCGAGCGCGCAGUGAGACACGCUGCACGAGAGGAGCGACUGCGACAGCAGCUUGAUGGCCUUUCGCGUGCCAGUAGAAGAAGGCAACGAACAGACGAGGAGGUAGCAGAAGAUGCCGGGCCUCCUGCGCAGAGACUGCGCACUGAAACUGGGCGCGCAUUUUUUGCACACUGCUCGGCAGAUUUCUCUGAGGCGGAGAAGGCAUGGGACACCGGACUUGGACUGGAUGAGCCUCUUUUUGACAAUGGCAAACUACAUCCAACAGUGCUGCAAGCGUUAGGAAAUUGCGCAGGUGGGAUGGAUGUUAAGCUGAAGGACGGCCGAGUCUAUCUAGCACCAUCGACGCACGUUCCUCUGGGCUCGACACAGCGAAGCUUCGACUUCACAGCCCUGCAGGCAGUCUCCGCGAUUCUUGCAGAGAAACCCGCCCAGAAAAAGUUCACCUUCAAGCUACUGGCUGGUGACAACAGGCCCUGUUUUUUGAUGUCGCAACUUUUGAACGGCGAGUGUAUUCAGAGCAAGCUCAACGCGCGCGACAAUCGGGGCGAGAUGCAGUACUUCUGCACUGCAGUGGAGAUUGGUAGAGACCAACUGCCUGCUGAGCGAUUGCGCGGAAACUACUGCUUGGUAGCCUGGGGCGACACGAUGGCGCCUCGUUUCCUCAGUAUUGAAGAAGCUCAUUGUGAUUUUGCUGGAUGUUUUGUGGCGCGAGUCUACUACGACGUCAUGGAUGACGUCCACGAGGCGGCAGAGGCAUAUACACGCGAGAAAGGCCUGAAAAGUAGUGCACUUACGAUCACCCUCGAAGAUGCUGCUGCGGUCGGCUUAAGCAGUUACAUUUAUGCAGCAAUUUGCGCCGAGGCGCUUGCGAUCGACAGACAUGGCGUUUUGGGCGAGCGAUUCAAGAAGGCGGAGCUGACAAGGCUUAAGAGAAACCUCGUCACGAGUAGGCUCCUGAUUACGAUAAAAGUAGAUAGGACCACCGGUCUGCUGAUAAAGUUCAAAGUCCGCUGGAUUUCUCGUGGUUUUCAAGAUCGCCGCUUUUUCCAGAAUCGUGUAGGCGAUAUUCCGUCCUGUCGGUCGCACACAGCACACGACGCAUCAAUCACGCUGGUCGCGCAGUUUGUGAGUGAUCGUGAUUGCUUUCCCUCUUGUCGUUGAGGGUUCCUUCCUCUUAUAGGAGGAUGAUAAUACUUAUUAGUGCUCCAUCUAUGCCUAAGCAAUCUAUUACUCUUUGGGCUCUUUCUCAAUUGAGACCGAUUACCGACGCAGUGAUGAUCAUCUUCUUCCCCUUGGAACCAGAGAUCAUUCCGUGACCUGAUGGGAUGGUUCAUCUCGAUCCCACCUGAUAUUGUGAUAGUGUCCCUUUUCAGAGUAAGUCCGAACACGUUGUAUGUCACUCCCAAGUUGUCAACUGCUAGAACCUUUAUGACAAAUAGCUCUGGAUUAGUUCAGACUCGAAGACCUGAG